Cucurbita moschata (crookneck pumpkin) is the source of this 1354-nucleotide messenger RNA. Its product is annotated as UPF0481 protein At3g47200-like. Lineage: Eukaryota; Viridiplantae; Streptophyta; Magnoliopsida; Cucurbitales; Cucurbitaceae. The record is from RefSeq and is a predicted model, not a curated record. The transcript has 2 exons. Bases 1 to 1206 code for a protein of 401 amino acids.
AUGGAGCUGUCACGGCUACAUAACAAGGAUGCAUUGGUCGAGAUUAUUACCCAAAAUCUAAAUUCCCAUUUGGAAAAUCUUCCCGAUGAUCUUGAAAGGAAAGACAAUGGAGCUUCAAUCUAUAGAAUACCGGACCAUAUAAAGAAGGUUCAUCCAAAGGCAUUCAAGCCGAAGCGGGUAUCGUUCGGGCCAUACCACCACGGGGAACUGCAUUUGUCUCCCAUGGAAAAGAUGAAACAUUUGGCACUUCGCUACUUCGAAAGGCGCUGCGGGUUGUGUGUUGAAGACAUCGUGAAUGAGCUGUGGGACAUGUUGGAAGAUCUGCAGAGAUCAUAUGAUAAACUUGAUGAUGAAUGGAAAAAGAAACCAACCAAGUUUUUGGAGGUUAUGAUCUUGGAUGGUUGUUUAAUGAUGCAAGUCUUGUUGGAGGAUACCGAUGUAUCGAAAUUUACUACUACGGAUGUACUACGAGAUAUGUUGCUGCUCGAGAAUCAGCUGCCCAUGAAGCUUCUUGACAAGCUUUAUUUGAUGUCAAUGCCGGAGCAUAACAAAAAGGUCAAAUCGCUUGUUUGGGAGUUCAGGAACUUACCCACGGAGGUAAAGAAGACGUUAUUGGAGAGAGACUACUUGCACCUUCUAGAUAUGUAUAGGGCAGAAUUGGUUUUCUACAAGGGGAACGAAUGGAAACCACUUCAACGAAGCCACUUGGGAAUGGGUCAUGAGAUUCAACUAGCCACACGCUUCCAUAAAGCUGGGAUCAAGUUCAAGAAAGGGUGUAACCUUAUGGACGUGUAUUUUGAUCGAAAACGAGGUGUGUUAAGCCUCCCGUUCAUCGAAAUGAAUGCUCAUAUUGAUUCGGGAUUAGUGAACGCGAUGGCAUUUGAGAAACUUUAUGGGAUUGAUAACAUAGUAGACUCUUUCGUAAUCUUGAUGGGUAAUUUAAUGGAGAAAGAUGAGGUAGAUUCAUUCAAUCAGCUAGCCAAAGGUGAGGUUUUGGGCAUGUGGGGCCACUACAAUUACGUCUACAAUUCAGUGAAUGAGCAUUGUAAAAGACCAUGGAGAAUAUGGUGGACGACUCUCAAAGAUGUCAACUUUCAAAGUCCCUGGACGAUUAUCUCUACUCUUUCUGCUUUGAUCGGUUUUGCGUUCCUUAUUAUCCAAACCGUAUAUGGAGUGUAUGGCUACUACAUGCCACGUCGAUCUUGAUCCAACACCACUCAUAUGCUUUGGUUUCAAUCAUGUUUUAGUUAUUUUGUUUUCUUAUCGUAUUAUUUGUGUGUGUGGAGAUAUCCUAUCUCUAACAUUAUCUCUUCACAAUCUCGAGCUUCAAAAAUUUCUCUUCUAAGCUCCAAAG